This is a messenger RNA of Colletotrichum karsti, 2511 nucleotides long. RefSeq names its product ubiquitin c-terminal hydrolase family protein. Gene Ontology annotation, cellular component: cytosol; nucleus. The transcript has 4 exons. The coding region runs from base 1 to 2511 and encodes 836 amino acids. The record is from RefSeq and is a predicted model, not a curated record. NCBI's taxonomy places the organism in Eukaryota, Fungi, Ascomycota, Sordariomycetes, Glomerellales, Glomerellaceae. Gene Ontology annotation, biological process: protein deubiquitination. Gene Ontology annotation, molecular function: cysteine-type endopeptidase activity; cysteine-type deubiquitinase activity.
AUGAAGGGCAAGAAGUUUCUCAGCCUGCGGGACAGGAACGGCGCCCAUCGCAGGAGCAAAUCCUCUGAACCAGGGCAUAAGAGCCGACCACUAUCUUCCGAAGCUUUCAGAUCGCUUUUCAAAGGAGACGCCGCGCGACGAGAACAAAAUGACGAGGAACUUAAGGAGAAGGAAUCGGCCAAGAUCGAGGAGAUCACCCAACAGCUCGCCGACUCCAACAUCACAGACGUUUCCGAAGAACACAUUCGCGACUCGCUUAACAGCAAGUUUGCCGAAGGCGAUGUCGAAAAAACCGUCGAAUUCAUCAAGAUGCAAUGCAAGGCCAUGGCCGGCAAGAUCACGCAUUACAAUCCCCAGAUCGAGAUGGUUGGUGCGGAGAACAGAGGCAACGUUACUUGUUACAUCGACUCUCUCCUUUUCGCCAUGUUCGCCAAGCUGGAUGCCUUCGAAUGCAUGCUGAAGAACGACUUUACGGACGAGCCUAGACGCAAACUCGUCACGCUGCUGCGCCUAUGGGUAAACAUGCUGCGAAGCGGGAAGAUGAUUCACACAGAUAUGACGAAACUCAUCCAGGAUGCCCUCGCCGAAUGUGGCUGGAGCGACGCCAAAUUACUUGAGCAACAAGAUACCUCCGAAGCCUUCGCGUUUGUCACCGAGACCCUCCAGCUUCCCCUAUUGCAAUUACAGGUCGACCUAUUCCACCAAGGAAAGAAUGACAAAGACGAUCACAAGCUGGUUUACGAACGAUUACUGAACUUGGCCGUGCCCCCUGACCCCGACGGAAAGGGCAUUCGAUUGGAGGACUGCUUGGAAGAAUACUUCAAUACACAGGUGGACGUGUUGAGGGACAGCCACGAGGAGAAGAAGGAGUUGGCAGCGCAGACCGCCCCGGGCAAGAACACCAUUCGUCUGGUGACGCCAGAGGGUAGUACCGACUUUGAAGCAUCGGACAUCCUGAGUGCGUCUCCUCUGCAGCUUUCACCAGCUCUUGAACGACGAUGGACGGCUUCUCAAGCGCCGAAUGGUACGCCCGAAUCACCAAGCAGCUCAACGCGUCCUGCUCCCCGGCACCGCUCAACUAGCGUCAUCCAGCGGGUCGUUUUGGAAGAGAAGAAGGAACCGACAGAGUCCGAGACGCCCAGCAUGCUUGAAAAGGCGCGGUCAACAGUGGUCAAGGCCGUUACGAUCCCUGCCUGGCAGUUUUUUAGGUUGAUUCCGUGGCAUGCGGCUGGUAACAAGGAGCCCAAGAACGACAUGGAGGUGGCCAUGAACUUCAACCAGAGACCUGUUGUCGGAAUCUGCCUAAAGCGGUACAUGAUGACGAACUCUGGUGUACCGCAACGCCACAACACAUUCAUCGAUAUCCCAGACAGUCUGAGACUGCCUCAUUUCAUGCUUGCUGGCGAGGCGCAACUUGAGGAGGACCCGAACGGCUUCAGCAUGGAGUACAAGCUGGUUCUUCAAUCGGUGGUUUGCCAUCGCGGUGAUUCGCUCUACAGUGGUCACUAUAUCUCAUUCGCACGGGUUGCGCCCAAACUUCUCACGGACAAUCGACGACACGACUUGGACCCCCCACCCGACUACGAAGAAGCGCAGUGGGUUAAAUUCGAUGACCUCAACAUCGAAAGCAGGGUGACGUAUGUGGAUGACAUCAAGCAAGCACUGAAGGACGAGAUGCCAUAUCUGCUAUUUUACCAGAUUGUGCCAAUGGUGGAGGUUGCCUCAACUGAAGAGACGGAGACCGAGCCGCCUUCAUACAACGAGUCCAAGGUCAGCAUCAACCUACCACUUACGCCCAACCCGCAGGAGGGCAUCAACUCCGGUGUCCCAUCUUCCAAGAGCGAUUACUUCGAAAACACCUCAAUAUCACCACCCAAGGCUCCAAGCAUCCGAUUCUCAUCCGACCUCGAGAGGCCAACCCGCCUGAGCUUGGACGAUGAGCCAUACGGCUUGGGCUUCAAAGACUCCCGCCGAGGCAGCGUCACCUUCACGGACUCUACUCUGGGCACACCGGCAAUCACCCCAGAGGCUGUGUCCCCGGCAAUCACUCCAAAUGAGGAGACAACGGCUCAGAGACUCUCACGGGCAGCCGCACGUUUCACUGCCAAGAACAAGAGCAGACCUACGAGCCAGGCCGGUGAGGGACGAAUCAGUCUCACUAUGACGCGGCUCGGCGGACUUAUGCGGCCAAGCAAAGAGCCCCUGCGAGAACCGGUCAACGGAAAUGCGCUGGCCGCAUCUGUCAGCGCUCCCCUACCGGAUCAUGUGCCCGAAGAGCAGUUUGUCGAAGACAUCGCGGCGGAGCCCACCCCGGUGGCCGAGGGCGACAGACAAGAUUCGAAGGACUCGAAAGACUCGAAAGACUCAAAGAACUCGAGGGAUUCGAAGGAGUUCAAGGAAAGGAAAUCCGGAGAGCACCACCACAAGCAUCACAACCACAAACGGGGGAAGUCAAAAGAAAGAAAGAAGAACAAGGACGGCGAGCCUGAGCGGGAAUGUGCAGUCAUGUAA